Monoraphidium neglectum is the source of this 828-nucleotide messenger RNA. RefSeq lists its product as hypothetical. The record is from RefSeq and is a predicted model, not a curated record. Bases 1 to 828 code for a protein of 275 amino acids. NCBI's taxonomy places the organism in Eukaryota, Viridiplantae, Chlorophyta, Chlorophyceae, Sphaeropleales, Selenastraceae. The transcript has a single exon.
AUGUCCCAGAGUGAGGAGGACCUGCGGGGCCACCUGGGGGCGCCGCAUGCCAAGGCGGCCUCCCGGAGUGAGGAGCGCACACAAAUGGUGGCGCGCCUUGCGAGCUUUGAGGCGGACGCGGGGGCAGCGGCCCACGGCAGCGCCCCGCCCGGAACUGCAGCGGCGAGGCAGCUGCUACUUGCGCGCAGCCUCAGCAGGAGCAAGUACAGCGGUGAGGGUGGUGCGGGUGCGUCGAGAGUGGGCAAUGCUGAGCCCAUGACCUUGGAUGCUGCGCGGGCUUUUGCGGUGCCGGCACCACGCCCGACGCGGGACCAUGCGGCGACCAAGGCCAUGAGGCACAGCCACAGCUGCAGUGGGCGCCCAGCCGGCGCCGCAGCUCGUGGGUGCCACACCAGCGGCUCCUCAGCGUCCCGCAACGCCGGCCUCAAGGCCGCUGUGUCCAGCGCUGUGCACGCGCGCCGCGUCCACUCGUGCGUGCACGUGGUCAGCCGCAGCGGCGACGCCAGCACUUGCUGCGCUGACAACGGCACCUGCCUGCACAACACGGGCGCGGCCAGUACAGCCGCCGGUGGCUGCGCCUCCAACAGCUGCACCACCAGCAGCAGCAGCAGCAGCCGCUCGGCGGCGAUGGGUGCGUCACCUCUGCGCGCCUGCGCCACCGCCACCAUCGCCAUCGUCGGCCGCGACAAGGGCAUUGGGGCCAAGCGCGGCCAGGGCAAGCCGGACGCGCGCACCCCGGCGCAGCGCCUCCAGGGCGCGCUGCACAAGCUGAACAAGGAGCGCAGGAAGGUGGCGGCGGCGCUCAAGGGGCUGCUGAGCGCUGCAUGA